UAAUUGCGUCGUGUUAGAGGAAGGACAACAUCAUGUGGUGGUUACAAGUUGUUUCUGUGAUUUUUGUACAGUGUUGUAUUCUGAAAAAUGUAUGGGGUGAAAAGUAUUACGGAAAGUUCGUAGGGAAACUUGACACUAAAGCUCAUGAUGUAAAAGGAAGUGUAUAUGCGGCUAACAAAGAUACCUUCUUCAUAAAAGGCUUCAGUUACGACGGAGAAGGACCAGAUGCAUUUUUCUGGGCUGGGAGUACAACUAGCCCUUCUGAGGAUGGUUUCAUUGUUCCAGAUGAAAAAGGAACAGAAAAUGUCUUAAGGAGAUACAGUAACAAAGACAUCUGGAUUAAGCUACCAAAUGGGAGAACCAUUAAAGAUGUUAACUGGCUGAGUGUUUGGUGCAGAGAAUUUAAAGUAAACUUUGGCUCACUUCAGAUUCCAGAUAACUUGGAACUUCCAGGUCCAAAAGUUAUUGAACCACUCCAAACUUUUGCUCAUGGAGUAAAGUCUGAUCCCAUUGUGAUAAAAGAUGAAAAAACAAUAUAUAUACCUAAACUCCAGUAUGAUGGUGCUGGCCCAGAUGUAUAUUUUCUUGUGGGGAAGGGAAUCAAACCUCAGAUUCAAGGAGCUACAAAAGUACCCGAUGAAAAAGGAAGUACGGAUGUCUUGCAUGGUUACCAGGGUCAGGACAUCACACUUACUCUACCUGCUAAAUUGACAGUUCAUGACAUUGAUUGGUUCAGUCUUUACUGUAUUCAAUAUCAAGAGAAUUUUGGCCAUGUUGUCAUCCCUAAAGACUUGAAUGUGCCUGCCCAGAUAGGUUGAUAUUGUCAUCUGAAGAAAUAAAAUAUUUUAAUAAUUAAAAUGUAUUAUGGAGCAAUUUUAUUGUGCUAUUUUUUUCUGAAUCUCUUAUAUUUUUAAGGUUCAAUACACGGCUGUAAUUUUUAUUUUGUUAGCAAUGUACAACUUAUGUGAAGUAAGAUUUUAUAAAUGGUGCCUAUAUGUCUGAAUAAAUAUUGUAAAAUUUU
Molecule: messenger RNA, 1021 nt
Organism: Limulus polyphemus (Atlantic horseshoe crab)
Lineage: Eukaryota; Metazoa; Arthropoda; Merostomata; Xiphosura; Limulidae
Product: protein Skeletor, isoforms B/C-like
Exons: 7
Coding region: 33-818 (261 amino acids)
Source: RefSeq, a predicted model, not a curated record